Molecule: messenger RNA, 1121 nt
Organism: Nannospalax galili (Upper Galilee mountains blind mole rat)
Lineage: Eukaryota; Metazoa; Chordata; Mammalia; Rodentia; Spalacidae
Gene: Pradc1
Product: protease associated domain containing 1
Exons: 5
Coding region: 123-689 (188 amino acids)
Source: RefSeq, a predicted model, not a curated record
UCCUCCAAUCGGCGCGGAGAGCGGGUCCGGGGGCGGGAGGUCGGAGCAGCUGUCAGGCUAAAGUCCGGCUAGCAGAGCGCGGCGGGACGACGGAGGAGGCAGAUCCUGGCCCGGCCCUGGAGAUGGGCCGUGGCGCCGCGGGCUGGUGCUGUCUCGUGCUCUGGCUGCCCGCGUGCGUCGCGGCCCACGGCUUACGUAUCCAUGACUAUUUGUACUUCCAAGUGCUGAGUCCUGGGGAUAUUCGAUACAUCUUCACAGCCACGCCUGCCAAGGACUUUGGCGGUAUAUUUCACACACGGUAUGAACAGAUUCACCUUGUCCCGGCCGAACCUCCGGAGGCCUGUGGGGAGCUCAGCAACGGUUUCUUCAUCCAGGACCAGAUUGCUCUGGUGGAAAGGGGGGGCUGCUCCUUCCUCUCCAAGACCCGAGUGGUACAGGAGCAUGGUGGGAGGGCUGUGAUCAUCUCAGACAAUGCAGUUGACAAUGACAGCUUCUACGUGGAGAUGAUCCAGGACAGUUCUCAACGCACAGCUGACAUUCCUGCCCUCUUCCUGCUUGGCCGAGAUGGCUACAUGAUCCGACGCUCCCUGGAACAGCAUGGGCUGCCGUGGGCCAUCAUCUCCAUCCCAGUCAAUGUCACCAGUAUCCCUACCUUUGAGCUGCUGCAGCCUCCCUGGACUUUCUGGUAGAAGAGUUGAUCCCAGGUUCCAGCUACAAGUGACUCUAGGCUGGGAAAGGGAAGCCCAGGAAUUCUGCUAUUUGGAGUUUGGGGAUAGCAUCUGAGGACAAGUAAAACCAAACAGAAUAAAGGCCCUGGCCAGGAUGAGGGCAGGAAACCACACCACUGGCUUUCCCUUCCCUAGGGCCUGCAAGGACAUCUUAUGCUCCAGGAAGAGGAAAGAGCCAGGCUCAGGACUUCUUGUUAGCAUAUGGAACAAAAGGAGCUGAAGGCAGGCAGUCCUGUCUUCUGUGACCAGUUCUAUACCACCUGGUUCAGCCUCCCCCAGCCAGGAUCUCCUCACAGUGAGUCUCAAGCUGAUGUUGAAGUGGCUUAAGGAACUGGUUUGGAGACUAAUAAACCCACUGAAUUUUUAGCAAUAAAGUUACUCAUCAGGGUUGCA